Molecule: messenger RNA, 762 nt
Organism: Colletotrichum karsti
Lineage: Eukaryota; Fungi; Ascomycota; Sordariomycetes; Glomerellales; Glomerellaceae
Product: meiotic recombination protein dmc1
Exons: 3
Coding region: 1-762 (253 amino acids)
Cellular component (GO): transcription factor TFIIH holo complex
Source: RefSeq, a predicted model, not a curated record
AUGGCUGACGGCUCGUCAUCGUCGGGACCGGGAGGUUUCUUCCCGUCGCAGACUCUCCCCUCACCAGCACCUAGCACCUCCUCCGCCCGCUCCAAUGCGGCCCUCCCUCAUCCUCGCGCCAAGUCGCUAAGACCUGGGUCAAGCAAGGAAGAUACCGUGCGUCGCGAUGAAUCUGGUGAUGAUAUCAUCGGCUACAAGAGCUUUGCCGAACUGUGCAAGGACCUGCAUAGCGUUAUCGACGUUCUCUGGCUCUCUGCAACUCCAAGUCUGCAAAUUCCUUUUCUUCUCAAAAUCGCCAGCGACUUCACUCAAUGGAUCGACGCUUUCCCGCCUUCACCCAAGGCUACGUUUUCCGUGCUCACGAAAUUGGAUCACUGCUUUGCAAGUCUUUUGAGUGGCCGGGAUAUUGACACCAAAGAGCCCUUGCCCGGUUUUGAGAAUGGUAUGAGGGCAGGCAUGACGACCACAGACAUGGUGCGGUGUCGAAGUUCUGUCGAGCAGACCAGAUUGGUCAUUGUCGAAGUUCUCAGUAAGGAACCAGAGGAGGAUGACGACGAGGUCGAAGAAAUGGACACGGAGACCGAAGAGGAGGUAUUUGGCUCCGCUUGGGAUGAAGACGACGACAGACUCUACAUGGACGUUGCGCGAGUAUACGAACAUACCAUCGUUCAGUUGGGUGAGAAGCUGGGCGACGUCUUCGGUGCAACUCCUCAGCCCGCAGCUGCUCCUCCCCCAACAACAUCAGAUGGUAGCCAGACCUGA